Messenger RNA from Mangifera indica (mango), 1230 nucleotides. RefSeq names its product vesicle-associated membrane protein 722-like. Lineage: Eukaryota; Viridiplantae; Streptophyta; Magnoliopsida; Sapindales; Anacardiaceae. The transcript has 5 exons. Gene Ontology annotation, cellular component: membrane. The coding region runs from base 329 to 988 and encodes 219 amino acids. The record is from RefSeq and is a predicted model, not a curated record. Gene Ontology annotation, biological process: vesicle-mediated transport.
AUAAAAGUCUUUAAUUUCACACAACAAAUGUUAUCCUUCACAUACUAUCCUUCAGAUAUUCAAAAUCCAAACUGGGAAAUUCCGUGGCAUUUCGGUUAAUUCGGCUCGACUUGGAGGGCAGCUAAACUGAAAACAAACUCAUCAUCAUAAAGCAUUUUGCUUCUCCCCUAAGCCAAUACAAUAAAAUCCUUCAUUUGAUUAAUCUGCUGCAACAACUACAACUACAACAACAACAAAUUCUCCAAAUAUUUUUUUCUUCUCCCUAUAAACAUAUUUCACUUUGCUAGGUUUAGGUUUUGUUGUUGUAAGCUUGUUUUACCGGUCAGAAAUGGGGCAACAGUCGUUGAUCUACAGCUUCGUGGCACGUGGAACUGUCAUACUAGCCGACUACACCGAGUUCACCGGAAACUUCACUAGCAUAGCAGCUCAGUGCCUCCAGAAACUCCCUGCUACCAACAACAAGUUCACUUACAACUGCGAUGGCCAUACUUUUAACUACCUCGUCGAUGAAGGCUUCACUUACUGUGUGGUUGCAGUUGAAUCUGUUGGUCGACAACUUCCUAUUGCCUUCCUUGAGCGAGUAAAAGAGGAAUUUACCAAUAAAUAUGGGGGAGGAAAAGCUGCAACAGCAGUUGCUAAGAGCUUGAACAAGGAAUUUGGGCCUAAAUUGAAGGAGCAGAUGCAAUACUGUGUUGAUCAUCCGGAGGAGAUCAGCAAGCUAGCUAAAGUAAAGGCUCAGGUUUCAGAAGUGAAAGGUGUUAUGAUGGAAAACAUAGAGAAGGUUCUUGACCGUGGAGAGAAAAUUGAGCUUUUGGUGGAUAAGACAGAGAAUCUUCGCUCACAGGCACAAGAUUUCAGGCAGCAGGGAACCCAGAUGAGAAGGAAGAUGUGGUUGCGAAACAUGAAGAUAAAACUGAUAGUUUUGGGAAUCAUAGUUGCCUUGAUUCUCAUCAUAGUUUUGUCCAUUUGUGGUGGCUUCAAAUGUUGAUGGAUACGGGGUACCUUCCUCUCCACAAAGAGUGUGGCUUUGUUUGUCUAAAACUUUUCACUGUGCAAUUUUUUCAUACAUUUUGUAGUUUAUUUCCUGCUUUAGCCUAUAUCACGAGACCGGGCUUGUAUAGUUUUGUAUUUUUGAAUCAUUUGAUACGACUCUUCUGUGUGUCGAAGUUUGCCAUUCUUUUCAUCUGUCGAAGAAAAUGACCAAUUGCAGAUACUGCAUUUCACCUUCCA